Molecule: messenger RNA, 844 nt
Organism: Diabrotica virgifera virgifera (western corn rootworm)
Lineage: Eukaryota; Metazoa; Arthropoda; Insecta; Coleoptera; Chrysomelidae
Exons: 5
Coding region: 1-795 (264 amino acids)
Source: RefSeq, a predicted model, not a curated record
AUGGAUACCAUACUGAGUGAAGAUAUGGAAAAUGUUACAAUGCAGGAAAUCAUUAUGUAUUUUAAUGAACGUAAAGAUAUAUAUCUGUUAAAACAACGAGAAAAUUUGGAACAGCAAGAAUACAUCACAUUACUUGAACAUAUAAACGAUAACCAUAUACAACGCUUCAGAAGCGAGAUAAUAAGAUUGUUAAGCUUGAAGGUGACAUUGCAAAGCUACGAAGCGAGAACGGGAAUGUUACAAACUAAAAAAGACAAUGGUAUCGUGCGCUAUAAGAAAAGUUGUAAUCAUAGAGCUGGUGUGGAUAAAAAGAAAACGUCUGGAAUAACAUUUCAUAGAUUUCCAAAGGAUCCAGAACAUAGAAAAAAAUGGAUUACUUUUGUAAAUAGAGGAGCUUGGGUACCUACAACAUAUAGUGUGUUAUGCUCUAAGCAUUUCUCCGAAAAAUACAUUGACCGAACCUCCAGAUCUCUUGUUAGAUUAAGAGAUAAUGCUGUGCCCACUAUUGAUCUUAUGCAGCUCCAAGAGAUAUCUAAGCUGGGUGGACGCAAUGCAUAUGAUUUUAUUAAAAGGGCUUUUCAAGUUAUCCUAUCAAAUGACCAAGCUCUAAAAUAUAGUUGGAAGGGCAUGAAAGGAAACAGAAAAUUUAAAGAUACCCGUUUAGCAACGCUGUUGUUACGAGCCGCAGAUGUUACAGGACUAGCAGAUUCCCAAAAAACAAGUGAAUGUGCAAUUCAAACUUGGUUGAGAAGGGCAAGUGACAGGAAGGCAACAGUGUUAAAUAAAACUUUUUAAAAAAUAGGAAAAAAGUUAAAGUUUUCCCUUGGGUUUUCUGGGUAUUAUA